Mauremys mutica (yellowpond turtle) is the source of this 6671-nucleotide messenger RNA. RefSeq names its product potassium channel tetramerization domain containing 3 (gene KCTD3). The record is from RefSeq and is a predicted model, not a curated record. Bases 285 to 2726 code for a protein of 813 amino acids. Gene Ontology annotation, biological process: protein homooligomerization. The transcript is spliced from 18 exons. NCBI's taxonomy places the organism in Eukaryota, Metazoa, Chordata, Testudines, Geoemydidae. Gene Ontology annotation, molecular function: protein binding.
GAGUAUUUUGUCCCCUGCCGGGCCCCCUCCUCCAGGUGCUGCGCGUUGCCAUGGCACUUUCCGCCCGGCUCCGGCCAGGGAGUGGGGAGGCGGCGCGGCCUUUGCUGGCCUGAGCCCGCGGGGCCGCAGCUUCUCGGGACCCGGUUCCUCCCGCGGUGGCCCACGCCCGGGGCAGCCCCGCUGCACGUUCCCCCAGCUGCCGCCUCCAGCUGGUUCCGUGGGCUCCGGCUGCGGUGGAAGGUGGCGGCGGGCGCUGCCCGGAGCUGCAGGCGGCGGCGGGGAAGAUGGCGGGGAACGGCGGGGGCUUCGCCGGCGCGGGAAGCGGGGAGAUCAUCCAGCUGAAUGUAGGGGGCACCAGGUUCAGCACCUCAAGACAAACACUAAUGUGGAUUCCAGACUCCUUUUUUUCCAGUUUACUGAGUGGAAGAAUUUCAACACUUAAAGAUGAAACUGGUGCUAUAUUUAUUGAUAGAGAUCCAGCGGCAUUUGCACCCAUUUUAAAUUUUCUUCGUACAAAGGAGCUAGACUUACGGGGAGUGAGUAUUAAUGUUCUCAGGCAUGAAGCUGAAUUUUAUGGAAUCACUCCUUUAGUAAGAAGACUACUCUUAUGUGAAGAGCUGGAACGCUCAUCAUGUGGCAGUGUCCUUUUUCAUGGCUAUCUGCCUCCACCAGGCAUUCCCUGUCGUAAAAUAAACACUACUGCUGGGCCAUGUAUUGACGUUAGAACAGGUCAGAACUACUCUGAAGGUGAAGUUCGAGGAGGUAGUGUCCAGCCUACACUUGCUGGUACUGGGGAAGGCACAGUCAGGCUAGGAUUUCCUGUGGAUCCACGAAAGGUUCUGAUAGUAGCUGGUCACCAUAACUGGAUUGUAGCUGCCUAUGCCCAUUUUGCUGUUUGCUAUAGAAUCAAAGAAUCUUCAGGAUGGCAACAGGUUUUCACAAGUCCAUAUCUGGAUUGGACUAUCGAACGAGUGGCUCUGAAUGCCAAGGUCGUUGGAGGUCCACACGGGGACAAAGAUAAGAUGGUUGCUGUUGCCUCUGAGAGUAGCAUCAUCCUGUGGAGCGUUCAGGAUGGUGGUAGCGGUAGUGAAAUUGGAGUGUUCAGUCUUGGAGUCCCUGUAGAUGCCCUCUUCUUCAUUGGCAACCAGCUGGUGGCUACUAGUCAUACUGGGAAGGUGGGAGUGUGGAAUGCUGUGACUCAGCACUGGCAGGUUCAGGAUGUUGUCCCUAUCACCAGCUAUGAUACUGCUGGAUCUUUCCUACUCCUGGGCUGUAACAAUGGCUCUAUAUAUUACAUCGAUAUGCAGAAGUUUCCCUUGCGAAUGAAGGAUAAUGAUCUUCUGGUGACAGAACUUUAUCAUGAUCCCUCCAAUGAUGCCAUUACAGCACUCAGUGUCUACCUCACACCCAAGACAAGUGUAAGUGGUAAUUGGAUUGAGAUUGCAUAUGGCACCAGCUCCGGAGCAGUAAGAGUGAUUGUACAGCACCCUGAAACAGUUGGGUCAGGCCCUCAACUUUUUCAGACCUUUACAGUUCAUCGAAGUCCUGUUACAAAGAUCAUGCUGUCUGAGAAACACCUUGUGUCAGUUUGUGCCGACAACAACCACGUUCGGACAUGGACAGUGACUCGAUUCAGAGGAAUGAUUUCCACACAGCCAGGGUCUACUCCCUUAGCUUCAUUCAAAAUCUUGUCCUUGGAGGAAACAGAGAGCCAUGGUAGUUACUCUUCUGGAAAUGACAUAGGACCAUUUGGAGAGCGUGAUGAUCAACAAGUAUUCAUCCAAAAAGUUGUUCCCGUCACUAAUAAACUCUUUGUCAGGUUGUCUUCUACUGGGAAAAGAAUAUGCGAGAUCCAGGCCGUCGACUGUACUACAAUUUCUUCGUUUACUGUACGAGAAUGUGAAGGAUCCAGUAGGAUGGGCUCAAGACCACGACGUUACCUCUUUACAGGUCAUUCAAAUGGCAGUAUUCAGAUGUGGGAUUUGACCACAGCGAUGGACAUGGUUAAUAAAAGUGAAGAGAAGGGGGGUCCGACAGAAGAAGAGCUGCUUAAGUUGCUUGAUCAGUGUGAUCUGAGCACCUCACGCUGCGCUACUCCUAACAUCAGUCCAGCAACUUCAGUAGUUCAGCAAAGCCGUCUGCGGGACUCAAGCUCUAGCCUCCAGUUACAGCACCAUGAAACCAUCCAUGAAGCUGCUACGUAUGGCUCAGUAAGGCCAUAUAGAGAGAGUCCUUUAUUAGCCAGGGCAAGACGGACUGAGAGCUUUCACAGUUACAAGGACUUUCAGACUUUUAAUAUGAACAAUAAUAUGGUGGACAAGGCUGUCCCUGAGACUGGCAAUCUGAGUCCAAUACAAGCUGAAAUGAAGAAGGCAGCAGGUGAGAGCAACCCAACAGACAAAAAGGCAACAGUACUUGAAGUAAGAGCUACUAGAAUAUCAUCAGAUGCUGGGGCAGAGGUUCCGAAAGUGCCUGAAAACUCUUCAGAAGCGAAGAAAAGAGGGCCAGAUGAUGAAAGUGAGAACAAAGUAGAGAAUAAAAAGAAAAGUGGAUUUGAUGGAGGCGUGUUCCUGGGAAGAAAGAAGGUACCUCCUCUGGUGUCUUCACCAAUUAUUGUGGAAGGAGGGCCUGAAUCCCCUGGUACAGCAUCCCCAUCACCCACAAAGACUACCACUUCUCCACGCCACAAGAAGAGUGACUCUGCCGGCCAAGAUUACAGCUUGUGAAAAUGCUAAACGUGAUGUACAUUUGUUUUCAAGGGUUCAGAUGAAAGUUUAACACUUAACUGGCUGUAACUUUUACACUACAGAUUUAUCCUUUAAAAAGGCUUCAUUUGAGUGUCUAACUGAAAGAGUUAAAACUGUAAUAAGUUUUCAUAGUGCAUCUCAGCAACUUGGGUUUACAGCACAACCAGCAAAUAUACUCUAAAUUGAUGUACUUUUUCAUAUUGUAUAAAGCCAAACAAUACUUGGUACAAAACACUGAUGUAAAAUCCUGUUUUAUGCAGUCCAGCAUGCACUACAGUAUUUGUCUUAGGAAGAGUUUUAUAGGUAACUUUCUAAGUCCCAUUACUGGACCUUCCCUUUGCACUCACCAAAAUAUUAAAUGUCUGUCACCUGCUUACUGGCCCUUAAAGUUACCAUGAAUAUUAUUUGCAGUUCCUUGGGUCACCUAUCGUGCCCUUUCACCUCCUUCAAGUUAAUAGAAAAUUAGCUGGGUGCUAAAAGCUAUCUCAUCACUUAGAAAAGCGUCUCUUGCUGAAGUCUGCCUUGUUUGUAGAGCAACGAUGUUGUUUUUCAAUAUUGAUAAAUUUGACAUUUAUGUGCUACCAUUCUUUUGUUUAUGAAACACAUUCAGAAAGUCUUUAUGCUUACAGAUGCUCUAAAACAUUAUUUUGCAUAUCUUGGUCCUAAUAUUAAAAUGCAAAGGAAUGUUAUUACCUGUACUUUUUUCCUCAUUUCUCUUUGCAGAGCUUUCAAAUACCUGAAAUUAUAAACUGUAACCUCUUGUGGAGGGGGAAAAAAGCACACAUUUUGCCACUCAUUACUGUAUAUUACACUAAUGUCUAAAUAGACUAACUAUCUCUUGUUAGAAAACUUACUAGGCUAUACAUACAUUCCUCUUCUAGCUUGCUGCUGUACAAUAAUGCCAUAGUGGUGGUAUGCUCCUCAACCAGAAAUGCUAGAUUCAAGUCCCCCCACAUCUUCCUUACCGCAUCAGUAGUACUAAACUUUAAUAAAAGUAGGGCAUGCGGAGUUAAGUGGAUACCUCCCAUGCAACCUUUAAUGUAUUUUUAUGAAGAUACGUUGCUAUAAUGUGCAGACUUUAGCUGGACAUCCUAAGUAAUUGAGUUUUGCUAGUGUGAGGGUGUUUUUUGUUCUAGUUGCAGUCCUUAAUACAUACGUCAGUUUCUUUGCAGACAGUUUCCACAAAUUUGGAUGGGAGCUUUGAACCAGGUAAGGCUUGUGAAAGGUGCUUGCUAUUUUGGUUGGUUAUGCACUAGGACAGUCUGCCAAGCAUUUAGGAGCAGUGACUUACAAAGUUUUGGCUAUUUUUAAAUGCAUCAAGACCUGCAGAUUUACAGAAAUGGAAAAACAAAUGAGUUGGAAUGUCCUUUCCUCCUUCCUCAAAUUUUAGUUCUUUACUAAAGAAUCAUUUUUAGCCUCUUUAAAGAAUGCAGGGUUGUAGCCAUCUUGGUCCCAGGAUAUUAGACACACAAGGUAGAUUAGGUGAUAUCUUUUAUUAGACCAACUUCUGUUGUUGAAAGAGAAACUUUCAAGCUACGCAGCGCUCUCCGUAGUAGUGUUAUAGCAUGUGGUUUUGGUUAUUACUCUUGAUGUCAUUUUCCAUAAAAUAUAGGGGGAAAAUUGGAUCCUCAGACUGAGGUCAGUGUAAUUCUGUGCUGAAAAAUUCCAAGUGGAAAGCAUUGUGUAUAAGUUAAUGACAUCAUAUCAAAUGGGCUCAUUUUACAAUUAUUUUUUAAAGUCAGCCUUGCAAGUUCACCCAGUGAGCUGAAAAUUUCAAGCAGUUUUUAUUUUUUCUGGCUCAGACUUUCAGUGGGGUUGUAGAAAUAGGUCUGCAGUAUUUGGUGUGGUGAUGUGAGAACCAGCUUUAUUUUCAGCUCUCACAGUGAAGGAGGAAACCCAGGCUGGUAGUUUUAGAUACUUUUCAGAUUACAACCCUACUUUGAGACUCCAGCUGCUAGGAGCAGCCAAAGCAAGAACUGCUGCUGGGGGUAAAAUAGAGGCCAGCUGGGGCCAGUGCUCCCAGGCAUGUAGCCUUGGGGAAAAACUGGAGGAAGGAGCCAUACCCAGACACACUGUCAUAAGAGCCGCUAAAGCAGGGACUGUCAGAACUUCCUCUCCCCCCCCCUGUGCUUAUUGGCUCUUUGCUCCAACCCUCUUCUUCCCCCUCCCUAUCAAUGACUUUCACCUCAGAGUUACGCCUGCUCUGUCCCCUUCUUUCCAGUUAGCUUAUCCCCUCUCCAAAAUAAUAAAAUAAAUCAAGGCUGUUUGCAGCCAUUACAUUGUUCACUCAGUUGUAUUGCUUCCCCCUUCCGGUGUCUAUUUAGAUUGUAAACUCUUCAGGGAAGGGAUUAUCUACUCUUUUUGCACAGUGGGGCCUGAUUCUUGGGUGGUUCUUAGGCUUUACUGUAGUAAACAUUAUAUUCUUGCAUAUUAAUAGAGGGAAAUUAAAUCUACUUCAUUCCAUGGCAUGAAUGCACUAUUAUAUUUGUAGAGUUCUACUUAAAUAUUGAAUGCUAUGAUAUUCCUUUACUUAUACAAUCCUUUCAGUCCCUUAUGGAAGCUAACUUUAGCCCCACCUUAGAACUGCUCCUCCUAGUACUGUUGGUCUGUGUACAUGACUUCUGUUGCUAUUAGAGUUCAUGGUACAAGUCUGUGACUGUCAUGCUCAGUUGCGCAAUGAUUUUGUUCAGGUCUUAAAGUGCAAACUAAAGAUGCUGCUCUUCAGACAGGGUCUUUCUUAGGAAGGGAAACAUCAGCAAGAAUAAACAAGCGGUGCAGCUGCAUAAGGGUUUCUUUAACCACAGGCAGUGGAAAGUGCUGUUACUCCAAGUCUCCAUUUGUAUUUUGUAUACUUCAGAAUAAUGCCAGCUGUACCCUGGGGACAGUUCCACAUAAUGAAUAACCAAAUUUUUAAAAUGGGGAAAAAGUCUUCGGAUAAAACCAUUGCCAUGACAUUUACAUAAUACUAAAAACAAGCCAAGCUUUAAUGGUGCUUUCAUGUGAAAUAAGAUGACUGGUCAAAUUCAUGCCUGCUUUUUUUUUGUGAAUCAAUCCCUAUAAAGUAGCUGAUUUUAAGAAAUUUUGAAUUGAGCAGUAGGGUAGGAAUAUAACGUUAUGAAUGCCAGCAUUGAUCAUCUCCCUUGGCCAGCUUUAAGUUACAAGGCAGACAAUCCUGUACCACCGUCUGUUUUGAACUUUCUGUUGCUAAAUAACCCAGUUUUUAAAUUCUGUGGAUUGUUUAAAAGGUGAACUGGAGAAAAGGCGCACGGUGUCACUACUUUUUUAUUGUAACACUAAUAUCAAGCUUGUACAUUCAGCCUAAUUUUUAAACACGCCCUUUUUUUGUUCUUUAUAUUAUGGGGUAACAAAAAUACUUGUAUCAAAUUUAGAUGUAACCUUUUAUUAAUCUGUAUUUUCAGAUUAUUUUCAAGACUAGGAUUCUAUUGUGCCUGUAAAUUAAACAAAUUACUUCAGUUUGAACUAUGCAAUGCUUUUUUCCCUACCACAGAAAUAAUUAAGCUACUCUAAUCUGUACUGUAUAAGAAAUUGAUAGUAGUGUAUGAUUGACUAUAUUACACCAUAAGAGCCAAUACUUGAAUUCUGCCUCCCUAUUCCUUUUGAGUAUUUCCUUACUGUUUAAUUUAAAUGAGACUUUGUAGAGUAAGGUAUGGGGGGAGGGAAGAACAGAAACCUAUCUAGCCCUAAAUGGAUGUUAAAACAAACACUGGCAAUAAUUGUUCACAUUACAGUAAACAGAUUUCCUCUGGGGACCCUAAUGUUCCAGCUCAGCUCAUAGGUAUUCUGUCGUACUCCCAGCAGUUUAGACAGAAAAUAGAAACAAUGAGAUCUGUCUGUUUAAAAUGAAGCCGCAGUAGCUCUUUUGUUCUUUCAGGUGAAGCUUACUUUAUGGGCGGUUUUUUUUAC